AUGGUCAUGCAGUGGAUAGUGGUGUUGCUUCAUGGCAAGAAGGUUCUGGAUUUGAAUCUGCUGCCCUACAAUAUAGAUUGGAGACCUGUCCAGGGCUUAUAUGGCACAGAUGUUGACAGGAACAUUCUGGAUGCUCUGUAUUUCAACACUACGCAUAUUGGGCAUGGUUUUGCCUUGGCACACCAUCCCCUGGCUAAAGAGCUCUCCAGAAAACUGGGAGUGCCAGUGGAAGUAUGUCCUAUAUCCAACCAGGUGCUGAAGCUGGUCUCAGAUCUGCGAAAUCACCCCGCUGCAGUGUUAAUGUCAGAGGGCCAUCCCAUGGUAGUGAGCUCCGAUGAUCCGGCCUUGCUUGGCACAACUGGACUCACCUAUGAUUUCUAUGAAGUCUUUGUAGGAAUUGGAGGUCUGAGUGCCAAUGUAGGCACGCUGAAGGAGUUGGCAAUGAAUUCAAUCAGGUACAGUUCCUUGCCAGCAGUGCUUAAGGAUAAGGCCAUGGCCUUAUGGCAGCAAAAAUGGAACAAAUUUAUAUCGAAGUAUUCACCAUAGCUACUGAAAGUUGAAGAAAACACUUGAAUGACAUUUUCACACUGAAAAGAAAAAAAAGCAACAACAACCACCAACUCUCUGGUGAAGCCAUAGUUUAUUGGAGUACUGUUGCAGAGAUCCUUUGGCUAUUUGACUAAAUCCUGACCUUCAUGUUUUCUAAAAGUCUCCAUCACAUAGGGCUGGGUGAUAUUGUGAUAAUUUAUGUUACAAUAUGCUUUUCUGAAAUAAAGUGGAACUUGUGGUUUUAUUUUAUAAUAAAAACACAAUUCAAGAACAGAAUUUUAGUG
Messenger RNA from Neoarius graeffei (lesser salmon catfish), 833 nucleotides. Its product is annotated as adenosine deaminase 2-A-like. The record is from RefSeq and is a predicted model, not a curated record. Bases 1 to 546 code for a protein of 181 amino acids. The transcript is spliced from 5 exons. Gene Ontology annotation, molecular function: adenosine deaminase activity. NCBI's taxonomy places the organism in Eukaryota, Metazoa, Chordata, Actinopteri, Siluriformes, Ariidae. Gene Ontology annotation, biological process: inosine biosynthetic process; adenosine catabolic process.